Cuscuta europaea is the source of this 527-nucleotide messenger RNA. Lineage: Eukaryota; Viridiplantae; Streptophyta; Magnoliopsida; Solanales; Convolvulaceae. The record is from the annotation of a GenBank genome assembly.
CUACCAAAGAGGUGUUCAUGAGUCACGAGGACUUUUCUUAAUAGAAAAAAUGGCAUUGAUAUUACUAAUAACUUUUGCAUUUCCCAAAAUAUGACUUCAUUUUUUCUUUCCCUAAAUAUGACAUGUAUUAAUUGAAAGAUGCAUUCUGCCCUAAUUAAAAGAAACCAGAGGAACCUCCGCCAUUUCAUUUCAGCACUACGCUUCACAGAAGCCGCCCUAGCCUCUCGCUGCCCUAGCCUCUCGCCGCCACCUCACCUCACCGCUGGUUCUUCACCAUCUUCGUCUUGCCUCGCCUCGCCUCGCCGUUGGCUCUUCGCCGCCUUCGUUUCGCCUCGCUGCAACCUCUUCUUCUCUGACGUCGCAACCUCUUUUACGCCGCCACAGCUUCUCAUCUUCUUCUCCUUCUUCAAUUUCUUUCUGAUUGUGGGAAGUCGAUCUAAGGGGCGUUGACCUAAUCAAUGGAUCAAACUGGUUUCAAAUCUAGAUCCGGAGAGGCGGCGGCUAGGGUUAGACGGGGGUCAUGGCGG